GAAAAAAAAAACCCAGCACUUCCUGUCUAGUCAAGGGUCAUGAGUGUAAACAGUUCGGUGUUUUCCACAGCUAGAUAAUCUUCGAUAGAAAAUGAAACUAAAGCACAGACUGAGAACUACUCUCACAUAAGACACAGAAGGAUCAUUAAAGCGUGCAUUCCACAGGCUGAUCUCAAGACCUACAGGAGAACCGCUGUAGUGACUCCCUCAGGGAUCUGAAUAAAUGGGAAACUCAUCAGGAUUGAGCCUGGACUCGAGUGAAGCAUCUCCAAUAGCAGAGGUACGUUCAGACAUGGAGGAGGACUGUGACUAUGACUGCCCCAUCUGUCAGGAGAUUUUGAAAAUGCCCAUCCGCACCAAGAACUGCCAGCAUGUGUUCUGUCGGAGCUGUUUUCAGAUGGCGGUGAGGAGUCAGGGCCCUCAGUGCCCGAUGUGCCGGAGCCCUGUGUCUGAGAGAGAGCGCAGAGCCACAGACAUCCAGAACAGGAUGAGACAGACGAAGGGCAAAUGCAGAGCGUGUGGAAAAGAGAAACUUCUCAGCAAGAUGAGGCUCCACUACAGAACCUGCAGGAAGUACACCGAGGAAUUUGGUCCUAUUAGUGAAGCUACAGUACCGCUUCCUGUCCAAACUCAGAACUUACCAGAAAGCAGUGUAUUUAUCCACAACUUCCCCAUUCCUGCACCAUCCAACAGUGCAGCAAGAGUGUACACUUGUCCUUACUGCUCACUCAUGGACCUCAGUGAUAUAGCCCUGAUGGAGCACUGUGUUUUCCAACACCAUCAAGACAACACUCCAAUCGUGUGUCCAAUCUGUGCGAGUAUGCCAUGGGGGGACCCCAGUUACAUCAGCCGUAACUUUAUUGGCCAUUUGUUGCACAGACACAGAUUCAGCUACACCAGCUACAUGAAUGAACGCGAGGAUGAAGAUAUGCAGCUCUCCUGGGCGCUACAGAUAUCAGUCCAGGAGUUUUGAAAACUCGUUUAUUUCUGCCUCGCCAGAGGAUCCGCACUUUAGCCGAUUGCUGAAAAACACAUCAGUAGUCAUCAUUUGAACUCCUCUUCUACUUCUUCUGCACAGAAAUCAGUGCAUUAUGGUGGACAUUUUAGCUUUAAGUGACAAUUUUAAGAAAAAGUUUUUCAAAAACCAGUGUUUUUUUAUGCACACAGAUGUUCAUAUUCCUGUAAUGAAAUGUUGACUGUAAUCACACAGUGGCUGUACAUUAGUUCUGAUUUGAACUGCUUUUACUCUUCAGGGGAUAAACAGACCUUCAAUUU
This is a messenger RNA of Neoarius graeffei (lesser salmon catfish), 1275 nucleotides long. Its product is annotated as E3 ubiquitin-protein ligase RNF138-like. The transcript has 7 exons. NCBI's taxonomy places the organism in Eukaryota, Metazoa, Chordata, Actinopteri, Siluriformes, Ariidae. The record is from RefSeq and is a predicted model, not a curated record. Bases 224 to 973 code for a protein of 249 amino acids.